Aspergillus clavatus NRRL 1 is the source of this 1491-nucleotide messenger RNA. RefSeq lists its product as uncharacterized. Gene Ontology annotation, biological process: double-strand break repair. The transcript has a single exon. Lineage: Eukaryota; Fungi; Ascomycota; Eurotiomycetes; Eurotiales; Aspergillaceae. Gene Ontology annotation, cellular component: nucleus; site of double-strand break. The coding region runs from base 1 to 1491 and encodes 496 amino acids. The record is from RefSeq and is a predicted model, not a curated record.
AUGUCGACCCCCUUAUCGUCAGCAGCAACCCCGCGUGGCACUGCCAGCCUAAACGUCCCCGCGACGCAGAACACCGCGCCCGUCGUCAAAUUCCGGUGCCUGUUCACGCACGAUGUGCGGCGCAAGGCGAAACGCUGGCAUGAUGGCUUCCUCCGGUAUCACACCUUCAACAAGCGGGUCAUGUGCUACGAUAACACGGGCUAUUUCAUCGGGGAUCUACACUGGCGACAAGAUGAGGGGAUCCAGGACGGGGACGAGCUGGAACUGGACAAAGGCGUGCUGAUCCAGGUCUGCGAGCCGGUGGAAAAGACAGAAACGGAUCUAUCGACGCUUUACAGCAACAAGAAGAAGACUCAGGACUCUCCUCCGCAAGCCGGACGGUCGCCGGCUCCCUUACUUCGCUCGUCUGCGUCCAGUAGGCCUUCGAUACCUUCGCAGUCCCAACAGCCUCGGUCUCUCAAUGAGGUGCUAGGCAUCAGGAAGAUGCCCAUUGGUCCACCUCAAUCUCCCUUCGAGGAACGCGAACAACAGAGACAGAAGGAAGACAACCAACUGGUGUCUGAGAGAGCUGCUAAGCGGCAGAGAACGGCUGCUUCGGAAAGACAGACCGACCAACGUCCCAGCGACGUGGUUCCUAAUGUCCCGGUUCUCGUCGAUCUCUCCGAGUCCUCCAGUGAGCGGCCAGAAAGGACAAACAAGGUCACUCCAGCGGCCCAGUCCGUCUCUACAUUGGCAAGCAAGAACCCUACUCCCACCAGCCGGCCAGACCCCCCAGCGACAAAGAAUACUUCCAGUAGCGACGUUCCACGAGCCGCCGAACCGCACCAAGCACCAAGCAAUGCCCCAGCCCCCGCAUCGAGAUCAAUCUCCGCCCAGUCACCCUCAGACACACCCAGGAGCACGCUUCGGCUGUCUACCAGCCAGCCCCGGAAAAAGCUCAUGUACCAGGCGCUGCUCCCCAACCCGCCAGCGGAAAAGACGGCACCUCAAGAUAAGAAGAUUAGACCUGUACAGUCCAGAUCUCAGUUAGUAUGUGCUCUGUGGCAAUUUUGGAAUCUGACUGACAGUCCCAGCGAGGCUAAACCGCUUUCAAUGCAAGAUCUCAGCUCGACCAACAUGGAUUUCAUUCCGACGGAAUCAACCAUGGGUGUCCUCCAGGGAAUGCUGAUGGACAUUGUUCCUGAAUCGCCAUUGAGAAUGAACGGGGCCCGAGGCACGAUGAUGAACCAACUUCUGAGACCAACUACCACUCUCGAAACCAGAACAUCAGCUCCCCUCCCCUCGAAACCCCCGUCAAAGGGACUCCGGAAGGCCCUGUCCGACCCUACCGCGUUGGCCGCCAGCAACACCGUGCAAUCGCGGUCGCUGCUGAUGAAGAGAUCGCUCUUUGCAGAGCCGAUUGAGGAGCACCCGCUGGAACAAGGACCAUGGACGUCCGAGGCUCUGGAUCUGUUUGAUUUCUGGCCACCGGGACGGCCCAAACCGGCCUGA